UCUUCUCCGUUUCUCCCUCAAUCUUCAAUGCUUUUGUGACCUCUGGAGCUUUGAGUUGCGCCAGUAAUGGCGUCCCUCGCGCUUACGUCUUCCUGCAACUUGGGAUUUCGCUCCCUUCCGAGCUGCAGAUCUCGCUCUGCGAAGUCUCCAUCGCUAAAUCUCAAAUCCACGACCAGAUCCGAUCUUCUCUCUAAUCAAAAUCGAGCUUCUUCGCGUUCGAAUUCGUUGAAUAAACCUUUCCUCGGUACCUUACCAUCGAGUUUCUCUCUGAAUCUUUCCAAUUGUGCUCGCUCGCUCUCGAACCGGAAAUUCACUGUUCGAGCUUCAGCUGCUUCUGCUGCUCCGGUAGCGCCUUCUUCUCAGCCAUGGCAAGGUGCGGCUUUGAAGCCAUUAAUGGCUUCAAUUGCGACAGGAGUUAUACUGUGGUUUCUUCCUGUUCCAUCCGGUGUGACGAAAAAUGCUUGGCAAUUGCUUGCUAUCUUCCUUGCUACUAUAGUGGGAAUUAUCACGCAACCCCUGCCUCUUGGCGCGGUUGCUUUGAUGGGAUUGGGAGCCUCUGUUCUCACUAAAACACUAACCUUCGCCGCUGCAUUCUCCGCCUUCGGUGAUCCGAUCCCAUGGCUUAUUGCUCUUGCUUUCUUCUUUGCUCGAGGAUUUAUAAAGACUGGACUUGGUAAUCGUAUUGCUUACCAAUUUGUGUCUCUGUUUGGUAGCUCGUCUUUAGGCUUAGGUUACAGCUUGGUAUUCAGCGAGGCGCUCCUUGCACCCGCUAUUCCCUCUGUGUCUGCUAGAGCGGGUGGAAUUUUUCUCCCAUUGGUUAAAUCCCUUUGUGUCGCUUGCGGUAGUAAUGCUGGCGAUGGGACUGAAAAGAAGUUGGGGGCGUGGUUGAUGCUUACUUGCUUCCAGACCUCAGUGAUUUCGUCUUCAAUGUUUCUCACUGCCAUGGCGGCAAAUCCAUUGAGUGCAAAUCUAACCUAUAAUACGAUAAAGCAGACUAUUGGGUGGACUGAUUGGGCCAAGGCUGCAAUUGUGCCUGGUUUGAUUUCAUUACUUGUUGUCCCGUUACUUCUGUAUAUAAUUUAUCCGCCAACGGUGAAGAGCAGCCCAGAUGCACCGAAGCUAGCAAGGGAGAAAUUAGAGAAGAUGGGAUCGAUGACCAAAAAUGAGAUUAUAAUGGCAGCUACCCUAGUUUUGACGGUGGGGCUCUGGAUAUUUGGAAGCAAGUUGAAUGUAGAUGCUGUAACUGCUGCUAUUCUUGGGUUGUCUGUCCUCCUCAUAACUGGGGUUGUGACAUGGAAGGAAUGCUUAGCGGAAGCAGUUGCCUGGGACACCCUGACAUGGUUUGCUGCACUUAUUGCAAUGGCAGGCUAUCUCAACAAAUAUGGUCUCAUAACCUGGUUUAGCCAGACAGUUGUCAAGUUUGUAGGAGGACUUGGACUAUCAUGGCAACUUUCGUUUGGCAUUCUGGUUCUUCUAUACUUCUACUCACACUACUUCUUUGCUAGUGGUGCUGCCCACAUUGGGGCUAUGUUCACAGCCUUCUUAUCUGUGGCAAGCGCCUUGGGCACACCACCAUUCUUUGCGGCCAUGGUGCUCUCAUUCCUAUCCAACCUCAUGGGUGGCCUCACUCACUAUGGAAUUGGCUCUGCCCCAGUGUUCUAUGGUGCCAACUAUGUGCCACUGGCCACAUGGUGGGGCUAUGGCUUCCUCAUCUCCAUUGUUAACAUAAUCAUCUGGCUCGGUGUUGGAGGCAUCUGGUGGAAGUUCAUUGGCUUGUGGUGAAGAGGCUGAUAUAGGAUUUUCUGCAUCUAAGUGCAGUGGUUUAGUGAUUUUUGUUCUCUCAGGUACAAUUGCCCCUCCCAUUGCUUGCAAAUCAAGGCCAUUUAUUUGAGUUUUUUUUUUAAAUCUUCUAGAAUUAUUUUUUGGUGACGUUGAUUGGGGAGACCUCAUAAAAGAUGUGGUGGUAUACAUAAAGAGGUCUAAACAAUACACAGGCUACUUGUACGUGAAUUUUUGACAUAGGCAGGAGGAAUGCCUGCCACUCGCGAGGAUGAGAUAGUGAUUACAUGGAUGUUUAAUCAACUUUUUCACCCCCUUCUUCCUGGAAUGUGAAAGUUCUUAUUGUAUUUAUUAGAACGUCACCACCAUAAGCAUGGAACAAAAUAUCUGGCUUGCUGCA
This is a messenger RNA of Nelumbo nucifera (sacred lotus), 2179 nucleotides long. RefSeq names its product dicarboxylate transporter 1 (gene DIT1). Gene Ontology annotation, biological process: transmembrane transport. Gene Ontology annotation, cellular component: membrane. Lineage: Eukaryota; Viridiplantae; Streptophyta; Magnoliopsida; Proteales; Nelumbonaceae. The record is from RefSeq and is a predicted model, not a curated record. Gene Ontology annotation, molecular function: transmembrane transporter activity.